AUGUAUCCUAUCCUCUUAUACCAGCGAGUUUGAUUUAUGGAUAUCGAAUCGCAGCGACUCCAAACGAAAGUCAUUACGAGAUUGUAAGUACGAACAAAUCACUGUCUUAACGUGCCAAGUACCAAGCUAGAUUUCUUAAGAACAUUACAGAUCAAUGGAGAAAAGAAUAUCUGUUAAGCAUCCGAGAAUCAUCAAGAGUACAGAACAACAGUUCUAACGUUCUAAAGGCAGGUGAUAUUGUCAUUCUCAAGAACGAAAAUACAUCUCGUAUCUAUUGGAAGUUAGCAAAAGGUAGAAAAUCUUCUUCGAAAUAAGGAUGAAGUUAUUCGCUCCGCCGAAGUCCGAGUUUUGAGCAAUGACAAUAAGAAGACCGUGGUAUUACGAAGGCCUAUUCAGCAUCUGAUUCCUCUAGAAGUUCAAGAUACGAGCGGAAUUCAAGGCACACGCUAAGUACAAGAUUCGAGCGAAGUUCAAGACACAAGCGAAUUACAAGAUUCAAGCGAAGUUCAAGAUACAAGCGAAGUUCAAGAUACGAUCGAAAUUCAAGAUACGAGCGAAGUACAGGAUGCGAGCGAAAUUCAAGACACAAGCAAAGUACAAGAUUCGAGCGAAGUUCAAGACACAAUCGAAGUACAAGAUUCGAGCGUAGUUAGUCAAGACACAGGCGAAGUUCAAGACACAGGCGAAGUUCAAGAUACGGGCGAAGUUCAAGAUACGAGCGAAGUUCAGAGACAAUAUAACACUCGACCAAGACGUAUAGCAGCUGUUAACGCAGAACUAAUUCGAAGGAAGUAUCGAUGGAGAUAA
Messenger RNA from Paramuricea clavata, 807 nucleotides. The record is from the annotation of a GenBank genome assembly. Lineage: Eukaryota; Metazoa; Cnidaria; Anthozoa; Malacalcyonacea; Plexauridae.